Messenger RNA from Orbilia oligospora ATCC 24927, 1836 nucleotides. RefSeq lists its product as uncharacterized. The record is from RefSeq and is a predicted model, not a curated record. The coding region runs from base 1 to 1836 and encodes 611 amino acids. NCBI's taxonomy places the organism in Eukaryota, Fungi, Ascomycota, Orbiliomycetes, Orbiliales, Orbiliaceae. Gene Ontology annotation, biological process: transsulfuration. Gene Ontology annotation, molecular function: pyridoxal phosphate binding; cystathionine gamma-synthase activity. The transcript is spliced from 7 exons.
AUGGUUUUUGACGGUAAAUGGGAGCCUGAGAUGAAUUCCGUCCCAGGUGCUGAGCUAGGGGAAGCCAUCCCCAGCAAUACUGAGCAUGCAAUUAGUGUUUCUCUCCCUACAUGGCGAUCAAAUGUUGGCUAUGAGGAGAAUGAGAACUGGGUCGUUAGCAAAAUGCAGAGCGGAUACCCUCGGUUCUUCAUACACCCGGAAAUAAUCGCCCUCGAGAAGUCUAUUUCCGAUACCCAUAGCAAAGCCAAGGAGCGAUGCAUAUUGUUCCCCUCAGCGGUUGUUGCCUCGGCUUGUAGGAGCUUCGUGAUUUCACGGCUUCGACAAUCUGAGAAUAGCGUUCAAGUAUCCGAUCAAGAAAUUCGCAUUAUUUUCUUAUCGUCUUCUCAAGUGCAAAAUACACUUCAUCCUCAGGCCGACGUAUGGGCCAUUUUCUUGCCAGAAUCAUUCUAUCCCACUGCAAGGGAAUUCUGGCAACAUACGGGAGAGGGCAUCUCGAGUCGGCGAGCAGUGUACAUCCAUAAAGCACUUCGAGAAGGAAAUUUGUCAGUAAUAAAACAGUCAAUUGACUCUCCGUGUGACAACAAUCCACUACAUCGCGGCCCAUCGCGAUACUCAAAGCAUUGUGGGGGGAAUGCUUCUAUUGGAACCAACUCACGAAAACAACGUAAUGCCUCCGGUUCCGACGGAAUAUCGACUAAUGAUUUUGUAGAAAUGCGCUACGGCCGUAAUCUCGAGGCUGACGCAGUUCAGCAAGCCAAGCUCGCAAUAAAACAGCGGAUCUCGGGGAGCAUGGUCACAGAUUGUGAUUCAACUGGUCGAACCUCCACUCAGGGCAGAGUUCAAAAAAUCUCACCUGAAGAUGUCUUCCUUUUCCCGACCGGGAUGAGCGCUAUAUACAAUGCACACCGACUUCUUCGCACUUUGUUCGGCCCGAGCACGAUGGUUGAAUUCGGAUUCCCUUACUUGGAUACCCUUAAAGUCCUGGAGAAGUUCGGUGAUGGCUGUUUGUUCUUAGGCAAUGGGAACGAUUCUGACCUAGACGAAUUGGAGCGGGUUAUCGACGACGGCAAACAGAUAUCGGCUUUGUUCUGCGAGUUUCCAUCCAACCCUCUGCUAAGAUCACCGAAUUUGAAACGCCUUCGCGCCCUAGCUUCUCGACAUCGAUUUGUCAUUGUUGUAGACGAAACAAUCGGCAAUUUUGUUAAUGUUGAUGUUCUUCCUUAUGCCGACAUACUUGUUAGCAGCCUCACCAAGGUUUUUAGUGGCGACAGCAAUGUCAUGGGUGGGAGCUGUGUGAUCAACCCGGAGAUGCCGUUCUAUCAAGAUAUCUCACUAUUAGCUGCAAAGAUGUUUGAGGAUAAUUAUUGGGGUGAGGAUGCGAUAUUUAUGGAGCGGAACAGUCGAGAUUUCGCCUCUCGAGUUUUGAGGAUCAACCAAAAUGCAGAGGCAUUGGCCGAGCUGUUUCUUAAAUGGCCUACAAUUAUAAAACGCGUCUAUUACCCUAAACAUGACGAGUCCCGGGCUUAUUAUGACGAUUGUAAGUACACAGAUGGUGGUUAUGGAGGCCUUCUCUCUAUUACUUUUCAUUCCACGGAGCUUGCGAUUAGAUUUUACGACACAAUAAAAACGGCAAAGGGGCCGAGCCUUGGGACAAAUUUUACCUUGACAUCGCCGUACGCUCUCCUUGCGCACUACAAGGAACUUAAUUGGAUUGCUCAAUACGGCGUCGAAAGCCACCUUAUCCGCAUCAGUGUUGGUUUGGAGGGAAAAACUACUCUCUUAUACAUGUUCGAACAAGCGCUUUUAGAUGUAGCAUCAUUUAAGAAUUCGAAUUAG